AUGGAGUCCGUCCUUCAUAUCAGUAAAUGUGCUGAAGGAAGCAAAGUGGAGUUUGCAGCUUGUUUACUGCAAGGACGGGCAUUGACGUGGUGGAAUACCCAUAUACAAACCCGAGGUCGGGAAACAACCAACAGACUAACAUGGGAGGAAUUCAAGAAAUUACUCAAGGAAGAGUACUGCCUGAGGAGCGAGAUCCAGAAGUUAGAAGCAGAACUAUGGAAUCACGAAAUGAAGGGAAGUGAUGUAGACUCAUACACUGCUCGCUUUCAUGAGCUGGCAAAACUGGUGCCACACUUGGUAUCACCCAAAGAGAACCGAAUUGACCGUUAUGUCUGGGGUUUAGCUCCAGAAAUCCGAGGGAAUGUGACUUCGGCCAAUCCAAAAACACUUCAGGACACAGUGAACUUAGCGAUAAAACUCACCAACAAUGCUAUUCGGUCAGGAUCAUUUGCGAAUGAUAAAGUCAAGGGUAAGAGAAAAAUGGAGGAGCCCGUGAGAAAGAACUACAGCGAGAGGGGCGGUAAGGCCCAAAAAGUGAUAAGAAACUUUGGGGCUCAGACACAGACAGUAGAAAAGGACAAGGGAACUUACCCUAGGUGUGACAAGUGCAAUAAUCACCAUGGAAGGAGAUGCAUCAUCUGUCUUAGAUGCAACAAAGGAGGUUAUUUCGCUAAAGAUUGCAGGAGCGGAAGGAGACGAACAUGUCAUGAGUGCGGAAGCCCGGAUCACUUUAGGAAUGCAUGCCCGAGACUGAACCGACGGCUAGUUACUAACCCAGCAUGA
Cynara cardunculus var. scolymus (artichoke) is the source of this 783-nucleotide messenger RNA. RefSeq lists its product as uncharacterized. The record is from RefSeq and is a predicted model, not a curated record. The transcript has a single exon. Bases 1 to 783 code for a protein of 260 amino acids. NCBI's taxonomy places the organism in Eukaryota, Viridiplantae, Streptophyta, Magnoliopsida, Asterales, Asteraceae. Gene Ontology annotation, molecular function: nucleic acid binding; zinc ion binding.